AUGGCAGGGGCUGGAUUGUUGCCAUGGCAUCGGGGCGUUCUCGCCGUCUUCGUCCCACAUGCAGUCGCGAUGGCGGAAAGUCUGCUGGCACAGAAGUCCGUCCGCAGCGUUCAAGAAUGGCAAGAUAGCCUCGCCGACGAGACGGCAGCAUUGCGGGAUGUCUCGUCCGAUGUUUGUUGGCAGGCCGGUUUCACCAAGGAAAAAUGCUGUCGUGGGGAUGCGUCGACGGCACCUGAGUGUUGGGAUGGAAGUUACAGCUUUGGUGAGUGCUGCCCCAAUGCCGACUGCUGGGAAGGGGAGUUUUCGUAUGACUUCUGUUGCGGAGCCAAGUACGGGCCUGGGGGUAAUACGGCCUGCUGGGCUGGCUCCUUCACUCAUCAGCUUUGCUGCUUGGCCAAUGCGACGUCGAACAGCUGGGCGGAUGUUCUUGCAUCACAAGUUGAAACGGAGCAGUUUUACAAGAUGGACGACUUCUACACUGAUGCGCAAUAUGGAGAUGAGUGGGGCUAUUAUUCGAAGGGGCAUGUACUUCUGGGCGGAGGCAAAGCUGGCCAAGGAGACGCGCAGGGCACACAGCAGUUUGCCCAUUUCACUACCUAUCCCAUGGCGCUGUCGCCACACUUUGCAAGAGUCUUCUGCCGCUUGCUCUUCGUGAUGUGGGUUCAGCUUAACGAGCGUGCCCCAUUCCGCGUUGUGGAGAUGGGUGCAGGUUCCGGUCAGCUGGCCUACGACACCCAGCAGUGUGUGCGAACAAAUGCACUGGGGCUGGCGCCCUCUGUGUGGCGUCGCUGGACUGCGGCUUUCGAGUAUACCAUAAUGGAAAGGUCUCCUGCGCUUCGUAAACGGCAGCAAUCUCGAGGACUUCGGUCAGUGUCUGGAGAUGCGCAGAGCACGGCCAGUUGCAAGUCGGUGUUAGCAGCACUGGCAGCGUCAACUGCGUGCCAAGGCGCGGAGGGCUUGGAUGCCCCAGAAUGCGAGGCGAGAGAUCGCGGCACGGCAGAAGCGGGUGCUUCUGUGGUACUUUCCAACGAGCUGCUGGAUGCCUUUGCGCCGGUGAAGCUGCGGUUUGGUCUUUAUGGAAAACCGAAUAUCACCGACUGUGGUUCCUGGCAGGAAGUACGAGUAGUGCACACGAUACCGGAGGACAGGCUGCACCAGCUCUUGAUGGUCAUGGGCUUCUCGGAGGCAUGGACGGAAGGAACGAUUCAACAAGUACGCAGCUACACUGAGAGCACCUUCUGCGCCAUGGCCAACACAUCCAUCGGCCGUGAGGCUCAGGAGAAGGUAGCUGUAAACACGUCGUGUCUGGCCAUUGCCUUCAGCUUGAGUGAGUUGGUGAACCACUUGGAUCUUGGAAUCCCCUUCGCAUCGCACAAUAUGCGGAUGCGGAUAAGGAAGGACUCAAAACUAUCGGAUCGACUCCGCACAGUCACCAGUCGUCUGGACAGUGAGCUGCGAAGUUCUGUGGCACUGCCUCGGGACAUUUAUCGCCAGGUGCGCCACCAGCUGCGUGAUUUGCCAGAUGUGGAGGCCGAGUUCCUGCACGCGACGCAGACGCACCUGCUCCCGGUUUCCCUGUCGCAGGAGCGCUGCGAUGAGCUUGCCUGGUGGUUUGAUGCCCAUGAGCCACGCAUAGCUCGCCUGGCCUUGUUCUACAGAAAGCUGGGCUAUCCGGCUGUCCACGUCGUCGUGCGACCAGGGGAGGACAACUUCAUCGACUUGGUAGACUGUCUCCUGGGCCCUACUGGCGGCUACAAGCUUAGUCUCGAUUACGGUGCCAACUUCGAGGGAUUGGUCCAUAGCCUCAGCGUCGAUGGAGACAAUGAUGGUAUCUUCGUGCCACCGAUCCCGCAUGAACUGAUGGCAGGUUUGCCGGAAUGCCAUAACUUCUGGCCAAAGUGUGCUGGGCGCAUUGACUGGACCACUUUUGUGGACUUCACGAACUUGGCAGCUGCCGGUGAGAGGCGCGGAUGGCGGACGUUGUUCUACGGUCCCCAGAACCUCCUGGAACAGUUCAGCAGGUUGAACUUGACUCUGCACGGCAAGUCCUACUCAGUUCCCGGCUAUGCCGUGUUGCAAGAUGAUUGGAUCUCUCGUCACAUAAAGGGUUGGUACGGACGGGAAUCAGACAUGGAUGGUACCGGAGUGCAGAGGUGGACAUCGUUCAAAGCACUCCUUCUGGAGAAGCCAUCCGCCAAGCAGGUUCCAACACCAAUCCUGUUUCCGUCCUGGCACUUGGACACACGAUUGGUGGAUCCAUGCUGGAGUUUCGAUCCAUCGACGGUGCCGCUGGCCGAUUGGAUUCCUCGGCAGGGCAACGAUCCACACGAAGCGCUUCUCAAGCUGACGGAUGAAAUUAACAGCGGCCUCGGGAGACAGUAUGCUGAAGGUUACGAAGAGGCGCAGUUGGGCGUUCGCCUUGUAGACUUCAUCGUUGCCAAGUCUGGCUGCGACACGCUGCGUCCAGAGAAUGCGGCUGCGGUGCUGGAGCGUCCCAGUAAUUGGCAAGCGCUGCGACGGCGUUUGCUGCGAAAGUGGGGGGAGAUGUGGGGCGAGGAGACGGUCUCGCGCGUCGCUUUGGAUCUCUUCAGAAGGUUGGCAGAUGAUGGGCCGCAUCUACCCGCGUCUCCUUUCGCAUGUGCCGGUCAGCAAGCAAUGAUGCUCCUAUGCGAUUCCCCCGGCGGUGGUAGCAAGACAGGGCCAUUGCGAUGA
Symbiodinium necroappetens is the source of this 2712-nucleotide messenger RNA. Lineage: Eukaryota; Dinophyceae; Suessiales; Symbiodiniaceae. The record is from the annotation of a GenBank genome assembly.